Molecule: messenger RNA, 537 nt
Organism: Myotis davidii
Lineage: Eukaryota; Metazoa; Chordata; Mammalia; Chiroptera; Vespertilionidae
Gene: FSCN2
Product: fascin actin-bundling protein 2, retinal
Exons: 5
Coding region: 1-537 (178 amino acids)
Molecular function (GO): actin filament binding; protein-macromolecule adaptor activity
Source: RefSeq, a predicted model, not a curated record
AUGUGCCAGAACCUCGGAGGUCCGGGGGUCAAUGUCUCAGCCAACCAAGAUGAAGAGCUGGACCAUGAGACCUUCCUGAUGCAAACUGACCGGGAGACAAAGAAGUGCACCUUCUACGCCAGCACUGGAGGCUACUGGACCCUGGUCACCCACGGGGGGGCUUCCCAUCUCCUCCCUCCAGGGGUCAAUGUCUCAGCCAACCAAGAUGAAGAGCUGGACCAUGAGACCUUCCUGAUGCAAACUGACCGGGAGACAAAGAAGUGCACCUUCUACGCCAGCACUGGAGGCUACUGGACCCUGGUCACCCACGGGGGCAUCCAGGCCACAGCCACGCAAGUUUCGGCCAGCACCAUGUUCGAGGUGGAGUGGCGGGGCCGGCGGGUGGCCCUCAAGGCCAGCAACGGGCGCUACGUGUGCAUGAAGAAGAACGGACAGCUGGCGGCCGUCAGCGACUUCGUGGGUGAGCUCUCCCCCCGCUGGGAUGCCGGGCUGGGCCCUCUGCCCGGGACGCCUGCCCAGGGGCCCUGUGUCCGUUAA